Molecule: messenger RNA, 1137 nt
Organism: Humulus lupulus (European hop)
Lineage: Eukaryota; Viridiplantae; Streptophyta; Magnoliopsida; Rosales; Cannabaceae
Exons: 2
Coding region: 1-1137 (378 amino acids)
Source: RefSeq, a predicted model, not a curated record
AUGGCGGCGGCACACGGAGUCGGAAUAGAUGAGGGAGAGGAACUCGGCGAUGAUGGCAAAGGGCAAAGUAAUCGAGAGAGAGAGAACAAAGAGGAAAGAGAGAUACCGAGAGAGAAGAGAAGAAACAAGGAAAUUAAUCAAACUUCAUAUAUCAAUAUCAUAGUUCAUAUGGAUCCUGACUUUGAGAUAUUUGACUCUUCGUCAUCUGAGGAGGAGGAGGAGAUAAUUUUAGCUCUUGCUAUUGAAGAAGAACGCUUGGGUAAUGAAAGAGGCUCAACAUCGCAUCGUAGGUCUAUUCCCCGACGUGCAUUCAUUCGAAGAAAUUCGCUUGAAGGCCAUCAACGCCUCUUUCAAGAUUAUUUUUCUGAGUCCCCGACGUAUCCACUAAAUUUAUUCCACAGGAGGUUUCGAAUGCAACGUCAUCUUUUCUUGCGUAUUCAAGCCAAAGUUGAAGCAUAUGAACCAUAUUUUGUCCAAAGAAGAGAUGCUGCUAAAAGACUGGGUCAUUCCUCGCUUCAAAAAAUAACUGCUGCAAUGAGAAUAUUAGCUUAUGGAGUCUCUGGAGAUUUUGUAGAUGAAUACUUGCGGAUUGCAGAAAAUACAGCAACCAAGUGUUUGAAAAAAUUCGUUAAGGCUAUCAUAGGCAUAUUCUCCCAUGAAUACUUAAGAUCCCCAAAUGAGAACGAUAUAGCUAGAUUGUGCGCAGUUGGAGAUAGUCGCGGGUUUCCUGGGAUGUUAGGAAGUAUUGAUUGCAUGCAUUGGAAAUGGAAAAAUUGUCCAAGUGCUUGGAAAGGAAUGUAUUGUGGUCAUAUUCACGAGCCAACUAUAAUUUUAGAAGCUGUAGCGUCAUAUGACCUCUGGAUAUGGCAUGCAUUUUUUGGAUUGCCAGGCUCCCAUAAUGAUAUUAAUGUUCUAGAACACUCUUCUGUUUUUAGAGAGCUUGCUGAAGGACAUGCUCCAAAGGUCAACUACUCAAUAAAUGGAAAUGACUAUUCGAUGGGCUACUAUCUUGCCGAUGGUAUAUAUCCUUCAUGGUCUACGUUUGUCAAAACAAUUCAUGCUCCACAUGGCCGUAAAAAUAAACAUUUUGCAGCAACUCAAGAAUCAGCAAGAAAAGAUGUAGAACGAGCUUUUUGA